AUGGCUUCUCCUAUGAUACUUGUGUUCUGUACUCCUGAUGUGAAAAUGCCUUCCAGAACAAAUAGAACAGUAUUACCAAGGUCACCAGAGACAAAUGAACUGCCUCCUCCCAGCCAUACAGCAACACCACUGUUUCCAGAUUUUGAAACAAGAUGGCUAAAAAUGGAAGCUAAGGUACAGGGGGAAAAGAUUGAGUCGGUGACAAAGAAUGAUGCAACAGAUAAACAAUACGUUGAAGACAGCAUUCCUUUUGCUGUGAGCUCUGAUGAGUAUCUUAAACAUUUUGGAGACCCUUCUCCUCCCAAGAUAAAACACUAUGACCAGUUACUCGAUACUCCUCCACCCCCAGAAAUAACAAGGAUACCAGAUGAUGUUCUACAGUUUUUGUCCAAGUAUAAUCAUAAAGUAGACUCUUCUAAAGCCAAGGAAAUGGAGACCAAGGCAGGAAAUACUACAAGAUACGAAAGUGAUUUCACUGAUUAUUGCAACAAAGAGAACAGGUAUGAUUAA
Molecule: messenger RNA, 510 nt
Organism: Phaethon lepturus (White-tailed tropicbird)
Lineage: Eukaryota; Metazoa; Chordata; Aves; Phaethontiformes; Phaethontidae
Gene: SKA3
Product: spindle and kinetochore associated complex subunit 3
Exons: 3
Coding region: 1-510 (169 amino acids)
Source: RefSeq, a predicted model, not a curated record